UGUGUGCGCCGCCGUGGCCCACUCUGUGCUCUUUGACUCUGUUGGCCUUAUAAGGCAUCUGGCGUCAUGGCAACGGCAGGGCUUGAAUAGCAGUGUCAAAUCCCUGAGCACACAGACACACGCUAACUCUCCCUAAAGGGGGAGACCGAGCCGGGAGAGGCGGAGAGAGGCUGACGUGAAGCUGAGAGGCAGCCGGGCCGGCCGGGUCCGCUUCACCCAAGACUCCGUUCCGUCCGUGAUCGGCUUUUUCCUGCUUCUUGGGCUAAUUUAUUCCUAUUGGAGGACGACGACAGAGUGCAACAGUACACCCCGACUGACUCCCUGGCAGGGAAUGUGAAGAGGUUCUGGCCUCUGCUUGUAACUGCUGGAUGGACAGUGACUUAACAAGGCUGAGAAGGGGGGGAAAAAAAAGCGUCUCACGGGAGGUCGACUUUGUUUUUGCCUUUUUUUUGUAUUUGUCUUGUGACAUUUGAGCCUUUGCAGCAGAGUUGGAGGCGCACAAAGAAAACAGAAGUCAACUUCAGAGAAAAGGACUAAUGAAUUGAGUUGCCGCAGAAACCACAGAGGCAUUUUUCCAGGAGAAAGAGGGACUGUCUUCUUCAGACCUCUCUGGUUUGAAUAGAACGCCUGAAGCCAGUGUCAGCAUUUUUAUGGAUUUUUUUUUUUUUUUUGGUCACAAAGUUUCUGAGUGGAUGAACAUUUCUUCCCCCCCCACUUCAUCGGUGUCACCCCUGCCUCGACAAGUCAAGAGUUGAGUCUGGACUCGAGCUGGCCCAAGAUCAGCAGAUAACACCCCAGCGCUGCACGGGAACCGGUUGGACGAGUUUAGAAGUUGGAGCAGAGGGCAGGGUAGUUUAACCCUGCCUCAAGGAGAGCACUGUUUUAUUUUCCUCCCACUUGUCCUUUUGCAAGAAAGCAGUCACGCAUAGAGACGCAGAGUGACUGUAGCGGAGUUUCUUCUUCUCCUCAGAGGGGGGAAAGAAAGUCUGAGAAGGAAAGUGGAGACCAGAAUGGGAGACAAAGUGUAAUUUAUUGUUUCCUGGGUUUGAGGAGGCUGCACCCUUUUUUUUUUUUCCUUCUCCUGCCUGAACUCUGAACCGCUCAGUGUGUGUAAAGUUUUCUCAGGGACCAUUGAUUGGAGGUCAGGGCAGCAUAAACAAGAGCAAAAGGCAAGAACAGAGGGAGCAGUCAGAUUAAGGACCAGAGUGCACCAGGGAAGAUCGCCGGGUCAAUCCAAACAGACGACAAGGAGGGAAAGGUCAUCGCAGAGACAACGUUUCAUCCUUUUGCUACCUCGGAGAUCAAACUGGAGCCAGCCCAUUGGCCCUUUUGUGACUUAAAACCCGAGCGGGUCAGCGUAUGAUCCAAGGCGACUAUGGCCAUGGUAAGCGGGGGAUGGGGCAACCCCAACGGGGACGCCAUGGGACUGGAGGAGAAGGUAUACCUGCGGCGGGAGGAGGAGGAGGCUUCGCCCCACGCCGGAAGCAGCGAUGUGGACGUCGCCGAUGAGGACAAGGCCUGCGUGCUGGACUGCGUGGUGUGCGGCGACAAGUCCAGCGGGAAACACUACGGCGUGUUCACGUGCGAGGGCUGCAAGAGCUUCUUCAAAAGGAGCAUCCGACGUAACCUCAACUACUCCUGCAGAUCAAACCGAGAAUGCCAAAUCGACCAGCACCAUCGCAACCAGUGCCAGUACUGUCGACUCAAGAAAUGUUUCCAUGUUGGCAUGCGCAAAGAAGCAAAAUCCAACUUGGAGGCCUGCAGACAACAAACAACAACAGCAAAACUAAUUUAUCAAAUGGGGUUGCAUGAACGGGGGACUGUCCCUGAUGCGCGACAAUUUCUGCCUGGAGUGGAUUGGCCGCACGGAAGGUCUCCCCAACUUCCAGAUGGCCACCACGCCGCUGGCUACAGAUCCACUGUCCAGAGGGGUCGCAUCCCACCUUCCCACUCAGGUAUCAGUCCCAACUCCCAACGGGCCGGCGGGGCGGGAGGCGUGUUGCCCAAUCACCUGGGAGCGGACUACUUCAACGGGCAGCCGGUGUCGGAGCUCAUCUCCCAGCUGCUUCGGGCCGAGCCGUACCCUCACAGCCGCUACGGGACCCCGUACGGCCAGGCGCAGAUGGGGGCUUCUGCGAGCGGAGCCUCCGUCAUGGGCAUUGACAGCAUCUGCGAGCUAGCUGCCCGCCUCCUCUUCAGCACCAUCGAGUGGGCCAGAAACAUCCCGUACUUCCCAGAGCUGCCAGUUUCGGAGCAGGUGGCGCUGCUGAGGCUGAGCUGGAGCGAACUUUUCAUUCUCAACGCAGCCCAGUCUGCUUUGCCACUCCACAUGGCCCCCCUGCUGGCAGCGGCCGGCUUCCACUCGUCCCCAAUGUCUGCCGAGAGGGUGGUGUCCUUCAUGGACCAGGUCAGGAUCUUCCAGGACCAAGUGGACAAGCUCAACAGACUGCAAGUGGACACCGCUGAAUACAGCUGCCUGAAAGCCAUCGCUCUCUUUUCACCAGAUGCAUGCGGUCUGAAUGAUCCAGCCCACGUGGAGUCCCUGCAGGAGAAGGCCCAGGUGGCGUUGACCGAGUACGAGAGGUUGCAGUACCCCAACCAUCCCCAGCGCUUCGGCCGCUUGCUCCUGCGCCUGCCGGCUCUCCGCGCCGUGCCAGCCAACCUCAUCUCGCAGCUCUUCUUCAUGCGCCUGGUGGGAAAGACCCCCAUCGAGACGCUGAUCCGAGACAUGCAGUUGUCGGGGAGCUCCAUCAGCUGGCCCUACGCCCCGGGACCGUAGCCAACGCGCUGACAGUCGACGGGAGGAUGCGGAGAACUUGAAAAGGCUGGAGAAGGCCAGGUCGUUUUAUUUGCAGCACUUGCGUGUUUAGGCUCUGGCCUUCAUCGGCGCUCUCUUAGUCUCAUUCUGGACUACAAAAAUUCAAAUGGAGAUUUAGGCCAUGAGCACAUACUACCUCCCAUAUCAUCCUUAAUGUGACUGACUUUGAUUCGUGUGUGAGUAUGCGUGUGUGUUGUCUGCUUUAAGCCCAUAUGAAGCCACGGCAACAGCGCAUCUACGCACAUUAGCCCGUGUGGGUCUUUCUUCAUGUUGUGCCGAAUUCAUCGGAGUUGUUACCAAAUGUAUUGUAUCACCCAAGUCAUGUUGUUGCAGUGCGUCCGUCUAUGGCGAGCCGCUCGAUCAUUUAUUCGAUAUCCAUCCAAACGUCCAUCAGCUAGUAUGACAACUCUAACAAGGCAAAAUUGUUUAUUAGUUGGCAAUUGUGUGCUACUGGUACGACUCAAGACGUCAACUUAUACUAGUUAACAUCUACUGUUGUACUAAAGUGUCAUUCAGCUGUCAACUAGUGCACAAAUUUGUCUCACUUUUAACAUGUACAUUUUUUAAUAUUCUGCCAAAGUUGCCCUAGUGGAGAAGAAUUUCGAAUAAAUGCUCAAACAGCUUGUGUCACAAUAUUUGCUACAUGAAUAUGCUCAGUUACUCUCUGAGGAAGUUGUGAUUUGCUGCCCCCAAGUGGUCAAAUCGCAUAAUAUAUAUAUUUUGCAGAGAGUGGGUUUAAUAUGUAGCAAAUGACACACAGAUGUCUUCUUAGGUUUUACAAAGUUUAUCUUACGUCUAAGUCUGACAUUAUUACCUCAUGUUAUUUUCCAAGAUCAAAGAUUGUAUAGUGAACCAUUAAUGCGCAAAUGGUAAAUUCAAAGGGAUCAAUGUCCAUUUUCAAUUGUUUUCGUGCAUUGAUUUCUGGAAACAAUGUUGUUUGAGAUGUAUUUUAAGAAGGCGCCCAUGAAAGGUACAACCGUUUUGUUUCGACUGUUUAAGGUUUGUUUAGAUUUUGGUUAACAUACUGUAUGUAAAUCCAAUGUCGGAAAGCAAACAUGGCCUUACAGAAAGUGGUAGAAAAUUAUUACACAAGGCACUUAUGGUACUAAAAUGCUCACAUUUGUUAAUGCCACAAACAACGACUCAAAACCUGAUACAUUUUUUGUGUUAUUUAGCAAGUUGUAAAAAAAAAGACAACUUUCAAUGACCUUGCCGAAUGUUACUAAAUGCAGAUCAAAUUAAAUGUUUGACAGGCUAUGCUUGCAGUACUAGAAAUAAAUGUAUGCACAUGCCAACCA
Messenger RNA from Syngnathus typhle (broad-nosed pipefish), 4116 nucleotides. RefSeq names its product nuclear receptor subfamily 2, group F, member 6b (gene nr2f6b). Bases 1376 to 2779 code for a protein of 467 amino acids. The transcript is spliced from 6 exons. The record is from RefSeq and is a predicted model, not a curated record. Gene Ontology annotation, molecular function: nuclear receptor activity; zinc ion binding; RNA polymerase II cis-regulatory region sequence-specific DNA binding. Lineage: Eukaryota; Metazoa; Chordata; Actinopteri; Syngnathiformes; Syngnathidae. Gene Ontology annotation, biological process: negative regulation of transcription by RNA polymerase II; anatomical structure development; cell differentiation.